AUGAUCGCUUCUCGAGCAUUUGCUGCUCCAGCUCGCCAAUGCCUGCGAAAAGCUUGCACGCAGCCAACAUGGGCUCCCGCAUACUUCCAGACCCAACCUAGACGCUACGCUUCGACUGCAGAAGCGGAUAAAGUCGCCAAAUUCAAGGGCACGAAAGGACCGGACGGAAACUACACCGUGACACUGAUAGAAGGAGAUGGCAUUGGUCCCGAGAUCUCGCAGUCGGUCAAGGACAUUUACAAAGCUGCAAAGGUGCCCAUUGUGUGGGAGCCUGUCGAUGUUACACCUCGCCUGAAGGACGGCCGGACGGUCAUUCCAGACGAAGCGAUCGACUCGGUCAAGAAGAACUACGUCGCGUUGAAGGGACCCCUCGCAACCCCUGUCGGCAAAGGCCAUGUCUCUCUCAAUCUUACCCUCCGACGAACCUUCAACCUGUUUGCCAAUGUCCGACCGUGCCGCAGUAUAGAGGGCUACAAGACGCCUUACGACAACGUGGACACUGUGCUCAUUCGAGAAAACACGGAGGGAGAAUACUCGGGAAUUGAGCAUGUGGUGGUGGAUGGCGUCGUGCAGUCCAUCAAACUGAUCACCCGCGCAGCCUCUGAGCGGGUCUUGAGAUACGCUUUCCAGUACGCCCGGGAUGUGAACAAGAAGAAGGUCCGCGUGGUGCACAAGGCGACCAUCAUGAAGAUGUCCGAUGGUCUCUUCCUCAGCACUGCAAGGGAUGUCUCAAAGGACUUCCCUGAUAUCGAGUUCGACGCGGAACUGCUCGACAAUGCUUGCUUGAAGAUCACGACCGACCCGGGUCCAUACUCCGACAAGGUUCUGGUCAUGCCCAACCUCUACGGCGAUAUUCUUUCCGACAUGUGCGCCGGCUUGAUUGGUGGUUUGGGUCUCACUCCCUCAGGCAAUAUUGGUGACGAGUGCUCCAUCUUCGAAGCCGUGCACGGUUCUGCCCCUGAUAUCGCAGGAAAAGGCCUUGCCAACCCCACUGCUCUUUUGUUGAGUAGUAUUAUGAUGCUACGGCAUAUGGGAUUGAACGAACACGCAGUCAAGAUCGAGAACGCCAUUUUCUCCACGUUGGCGGAAGGCAAGACCUUGACAGGAGAUCUGGGUGGAAAGGCCAAGACACACGAGUACGCUGCCGCUAUUAUUGACCAUUUGUAA
Molecule: messenger RNA, 1167 nt
Organism: Fonsecaea nubica
Lineage: Eukaryota; Fungi; Ascomycota; Eurotiomycetes; Chaetothyriales; Herpotrichiellaceae
Product: isocitrate dehydrogenase, NAD-dependent
Exons: 2
Coding region: 1-1167 (388 amino acids)
Biological process (GO): isocitrate metabolic process; tricarboxylic acid cycle
Cellular component (GO): mitochondrion
Molecular function (GO): NAD binding; isocitrate dehydrogenase (NAD+) activity; magnesium ion binding
Source: RefSeq, a predicted model, not a curated record